GUAUAUAUUAGGAACGGAAUAAAUAAAUUUCAGUUACAAAAAAAAAUGACUAUAUUUACGAAUAGAAUAAACAGAAAUGAUAUUUCAGCAGAGAAUAUUAUGAAAGAUAGAUUGGAAAACCCAGUGACAAUUUCAUCGCCAGCUGUUCUUUCUUUAAUUAAACAUUAUAAUAUUACUAAUCCUUUUGAAAUCAAAACAACAGGUCCUCAAGGAAGAUUGCUAAAAGGAGAUAUUCUUGCAUAUGUCGGCGCAAUAAAUAGAGAUUUUCCUUUAAAAUUAGUAAAAAUUAUUGAGGAAAAAGAAAAGUUAGAUCUUAAUAAUCUAAAAAUAAAACCAAAACAACCUAUAGAAAAUUCAUUUAUUUCAAUAAUUAUUCCUGUUUCUCUUAAAUCUUUUUUAUCAAUGAAAGAAAGUGUUAAUGAAAAAUUAAAUAUUAAAAUGGAACUUUCGGAUUUAAUGAACAAAGCUAUCUACAAGGGAACCCAAAAAGUACCUUCUAUUUUUCUUAAAAAACCAUCUACACAAGAAAUUUUGUUUUCUAAUGUUUUAGGAGAAAUUCCAAAAUAUUAUGACUGUAUAAAUCUCAAUAUAAAUGAUAGAGACUUCCAAAUUGAUUAUAUUAAAGAUGAGAAAACAAAAGUGUUAUGGGCAUCACCUAAAAUUAUUCGUUUUGGAAAUAUAAUAUUUCCUUCCUCUAUAUCAUUAAGUUUAGAGGAAAUUCUUGAAGUUCCAAAACAAAAUUUAAAAAAGCCUAAAGAAAAUUUAGAUAUAAUAGAUUUUUUAGCAGGAAAUAUAUUCGAUAAAUCAUCUAUGUCUACCAAAGAAAAAUACACUAACUAUACAAUAUUUAUAAGGAUAAAACUGGAUAAAUCUUACACAGAUAUUCAUGUUGCGAAGACUUUUAUUAAGGAAUUAAAAAGCUACAUCGAAACUCCAGAAACCUUAUUGUUAUAAGCUAAAUUUAUUUUAUGAUAAGAUAUUUUUAAAUUUAAUUCAUUUA
Pneumocystis carinii B80 is the source of this 1000-nucleotide messenger RNA. RefSeq lists its product as hypothetical. The transcript is spliced from 4 exons. The coding region runs from base 46 to 954 and encodes 302 amino acids. The record is from RefSeq and is a predicted model, not a curated record. Gene Ontology annotation, molecular function: acyltransferase activity. NCBI's taxonomy places the organism in Eukaryota, Fungi, Ascomycota, Pneumocystomycetes, Pneumocystales, Pneumocystaceae.